Molecule: messenger RNA, 1268 nt
Organism: Heterotrigona itama
Lineage: Eukaryota; Metazoa; Arthropoda; Insecta; Hymenoptera; Apidae
Source: the annotation of a GenBank genome assembly
AUGAAUCUAUCGAGGUAUCUGUUAAUGUAUUCCAAAACUGACUCAAACAAAAGUCAGUGGUGUUUAGAUUCUUGGAAAAAGUAAUGGAACUAGUAUCAUAGAAUACAUAUAUAUUGAAAUAUUCUAGAUUUGUUUCUAGAUUUAUUGUAGAUUUAUUAUUAGAUAUUACAUUAACAUUAAAGAUAUUCUGUAUUAUAAUCAGUUUUAAUGAUAAUUAAAUUAAUAUAACUUAUAAAGAUUUAUAACGAAUCUCUUUAAUUGAAUAGUGUAAUAGAUAUAGAAAAGGUAUAGAAGAUAUUCCCAAUAUUACAGAAGAUACUGACAUUUACACAUAAUUGAAGAUUAACAAUUACUAUCUUCUAAAAAAUAUCAAAAGUAUAAUGUUCAAAAUUUUUAAAGAAUUGUACAAUUUUUUUCUAUGACUAACUGUACCAAUCAUUAUCUCGUGACUACAAUUUACACUAAUUCUGGUUCUGUUAUUACAAUAAUUAUGAUCAUCCUUAGUGAUAGAGAAAUACAAUGCAAUUGAAAAUAGCAAAGAGAUUUUACUGAAACAAUAUCACUAUAAUUGUAAACUCUACUUCAUGAUUCCAUUGACUGUAUACGAAAUUGUUAAUUAACCUUCCACUGCCAUGCAUGUGACUUGAAAAAUUGGAUGUUAAUCUAUCUCAAGAAUUAGAAUUCUUCUAACUAGAAAAAGAAAUAUAUCGUCACUUUAACAUUUAUACUUUUUGAAAUAAAUAAAAAAUCUAUAGUGUUAAAAAUAUUCAUAGUUUCUAUUAGAAAUGAAGAAAAUCCUUUUAGAAAACAGAAAUAUUUUGCCCUGUUAUUGUACAGUUUUGCCAUUAAUCAUGUUAUUUCUCUUUCAUUUUCAUUAGAAUUGAUACUAAUAUUGCUUUUUUUCUUUGUAGAUAAAGGAACAAAUCGCGGAGGAACAUAUACUUUCAAGAGAAAUCAUACUCAGAAGACAAGAAAAUAUCACUGUUCAGAAAAUUCAAGAGAACGUGCCCAUUUUUUCAAACAAAUCGAAUUUUUCUCCACAUCUGUCACAUUCAGUUAAAAGCGAUCAUUUCUCAAUUCAGCAAAUAAGAAAAUGGAACUUGCCUCUGGAUGACACAGUCUCAUGUCAUAGAUAUAUAGUUCUUAGCAGAGAUAGCGCUAGUAGUACGGAUUUCAGGAUAGUCAGAGUGAUUGCACCGACGAGAUUUAGCAAUCCAUCGCGUGUGUAUAAACAGGCUACGUCCUUUCCAUAUUAUACCAUCGUCUGA